AGUGGGUUUCGGCUCCUCUCUGCUCAGCUGUGAUUUUCUCCCUGGAAGGGGAAUUUCUUUUUUUCACUGCUCGGCGUCACAGGGCGAGGAUGGAUGCUGGAUCAGCCAUGGUGCUUGUUACCCUCCUCCUCCUCUCCAUCGUGUGGUUCCUGGGCUGGAGAACCAGCAGGAAGAGAAGCAGGCUGCCUCCAGGACCUGCUCCAUGGCCCAUUCUGGGCAACCUAUGGCAAAAGGAUGUCCUGCCUCUCUAUAGGACCUACGACAAGCUCAGCAGCAGGUAUGGCCCCAUCUUCACCGUCUGGCUGGGGCUGAAGCCGGUGGUGGUGCUCUGUGGGUACGAGGUGGUGAAGGAUGCUCUGGUGGGCCACUCUGAGGAGUUUGGAGGGAGACCUGAAAUACCUCUUCUGGUGCAGCUAUCGAAAGACUACGGUUUUGUCUCCAACAACGAGAAGAAGUGGCGGGAGCUGCGGAGGUUCACGCUCAGCACCCUGCGGGACUUCGGGAUGGGGAAGAGCUCCAUGUCUCAGCGGGUGCAGCAGGAGGCCCAGCACCUGGUGGAGCUGCUGGCAGAGCUCAAAGGAAAUGCUUUUGAGCCGAUUAUAGUGUUCAGACAUGCUGUUGCCAAUGUGAUCUGCUCUGUUGUCUUCGGGAGCCGUUACAGCUACAGUGACACGGCCUUUCUGGAGCUACUGAACAUGAUUGGGAAUUACGUCAGCUUCUUCCUCUCCCCCAUCGCCGUGGUCUACAACACCUUCCCCAACAUCAUGCACCACCUCCCUGGGCCACACAAUAAAGCCUUUGCCGAGUGCAAGAAGCUGAAGGACUACAUCCGAGAAAGAGUUGAGCUUCACAAGCUGAGUCUGGAUCCCAGCUGCCCCCGGGACUACAUCGAUUGUUUCCUUAUGAAGGCAGAGAAGGAGAAGAACAGCUCGGAGAACAUGUACAGCAAUGAAGACUUGGUCAUGUCAGUGUUCAACCUCUUUGGUGCUGGGACAGUGACAACUAGCAAUUCCCUGGUCUUCUGUGUCUUGAUCCUGGCAAAAUACCCCCAUAUUCAAGCCAAGAUCCAGGAGGAGAUCGAUGUGGUGGUGGGUGCUGGUCGUGCUCCCAGCAUGGAGGACAAGCUGAGGAUGCCGUACACCAACGCGGUGAUCCACGAGCUGCAGCGCUUCCACAAGACCCGCAUCGAGAACUUCCCGAGGAUGACGACACAGGACGUCGUGUUCAGGGGCCACACCAUCCCCAAGGGCACAGUUGUUAUUCCAGUACUUUCUUCCGUGCACACGGAUCCGACCCAGUGGGAGAACCCUCAAGAAAUCCACCCAGGGCACUUCUUGGAUGAGAAGGGCGAGUUCAGGAAGCGUGAAGCCUUCAUGGCUUUCUCAGCAGGGAAGAGGAUGUGCCCGGGAGAGGCGCUGGCCCGCAUGGAGCUCUUCCUCUUCCUCACCACCCUCCUGCAGAGCUUCACCUUCCAGCUCGCCGGCGAGUACAAGGAGACUGACCUGUUCUCCCUGUGGCUGGAGAUAGAGAGGAGGGCAAUACCAGGCAAGUUCUUCGCUAUUCGGCGCCUGGUGUCCUCCUGAGCAAAGGGCAUCAGGGAGGAGGAAGGUGUCUUCCAGGUGCCUUCACUUCUUCUGAAGUCAGAGCAGGCCGUGCCACCAUGAGUGCUACAGCAGCGGCCAUCAAGGAGGGGGGCUUUGAGCUUCUCCUGGGAGAUCUCCCAGACACCAGCUCCAUGGGCAUCCUGGCUCCCAGCCCUUCCCCUCCAUGUCCCAGUAACACGGGGAACACAGCACUGGUUUUCCUUCUCCCGUAUCUAUUAACUCUGGUUGAACCUCUUGCUCCUUGGGGUAGGGCUGCCUGUGGCUCCCCAGCUCAGCUGGGCCCUCCCUCGUUUUGGUGCUUCUGCAAUAAAAAUAACCGUUGGAAUGGGA
Molecule: messenger RNA, 1934 nt
Organism: Calidris pugnax (ruff)
Lineage: Eukaryota; Metazoa; Chordata; Aves; Charadriiformes; Scolopacidae
Product: cytochrome P450 2C5-like
Exons: 9
Coding region: 90-1583 (497 amino acids)
Biological process (GO): xenobiotic metabolic process
Cellular component (GO): cytoplasm; intracellular membrane-bounded organelle
Molecular function (GO): heme binding; oxidoreductase activity, acting on paired donors, with incorporation or reduction of molecular oxygen, reduced flavin or flavoprotein as one donor, and incorporation of one atom of oxygen; iron ion binding
Source: RefSeq, a predicted model, not a curated record